This is a messenger RNA of Symbiodinium natans, 795 nucleotides long. Lineage: Eukaryota; Dinophyceae; Suessiales; Symbiodiniaceae. The record is from the annotation of a GenBank genome assembly.
AUGGCACCUUCUGAAGAUGUCGAGGCCUUGCACUCCGAGUCCGAGGAAACGAUCGAAGAAACCAAUGCCGCUCCUCCUGCCUCCCGUGGCUGGGUGAAGAAGGCCGCGUUGGCGUUGACUCUGGGUCUCUUCGUGGGGCUCCUGGCCAUGGGCGCACACUCGCAGAACUUCACGGUCUUCCAGGGCAAGUCUUCCGCAAGCUUGGACACAGAGAUGUUGGCCGAGAAGCCGCCAAAGAGGCCGCCUUAUCCGUACAAGGCUUGGAUUAUGGACACACUCCAAAACCUCAAGAAGACGCACCCCAAGGUCAGCAUCAUGGGUCGCAUGAGGAUGAUGCUCGGCGCCCACAUGAAGACUCCAAGCGAAGACCAAAUGAAGAAGCUCUACUUCGGGGCCAUGAAGACGAAGUUCCGAAGCCUCCCCGAUGAAGACCAACGCCCUUACAAGCUGAACUACGUGAAGAAGAGGGAUGCGUACCUUGUGGCAAAGGAGGAGGGCGAGAAACUGCCAAGAAAGCCGGUCUAUCCUUAUGUCAAGUACGCCUUUGACAAACUCGGCGAGUACAAGAAGAAGUACCCAAAAUCUCGCCUUCCUAAGGCAGCGGUCAUGAAAAGGGUGUUCGUCAAGAACAUGGACUCUUCCAAAGUGGGGCCGGCUCUCUACACAGCCGUUGGAAGCAAGUUCAAGAGCGGCACCUUCGACAAGAAGAUUUCAGCUCAGUACAAGAAAGAAUACGAUCAGAAGUUGGAGAUCUACAAGAAGAAGAAGGCGGAGUACGAUGCCAAGAACGCCUAG